GAAGUCAAGACAAUAAGGAUAUUUCAAGAAAAGGGUUCACAUUUUCUUCCUGUGGUUGUUGGAUAAUCAACGUGCCACUGAUGGACACCGAUGGGGAUUGAGCUGCGUUUAACCAGGAAAAGAUGAAAAGAAAUGCAACGUUUACGUUGGUUAAGCAGUCCUAGUGCUCCCUUUUUGAAGGGUUUUCUUCAACGCUCGAUGACAUCUGUCAAAAACGUGUCGAGGAAUGGAGCGCGCCAGUCAGUUGAAGCCAAUGUCUUUUAUUUAUGGAGAGUUCUGGAAUAUGUCAACCAAUGAUACCAAUGUCAAUUUAACGACACGAGGAGAGGAGGAGAAGGAUAGUUUGACUUUUCAAGCUGGUUUAGCAGUUACAUUAUCCCUAAUAACUUUUGCAACAACAUUAUCAAAUGCAUUUGUUAUUGCUACUAUUUAUCAAUCUAGAAAACUGCAUACGCCUGCAAACUUACUGAUAGCAUCGCUCGCCCUGACAGACCUUCUGGUGUCCGUAUUGGUGAUGCCAAUCAGCGCGCUAUACACGGUGAGUCAAACAUGGACUUUGGGCCAAGUUAUGUGCGACAUAUGGUUGUCUUCAGACAUAACGUGUUGUACCGCAUCCAUUCUUCAUCUGUGUAUAAUUGCGCUGGACCGUUACUGGGCAAUAACAGACGCGGUUGAGUACACCAAGAAGCGCACAUCAGCGCGCGCCGCGGGGAUGAUCGCCACUGCCUGGGUGAUUGCCAUCUCUAUCUCACUACCGCCCUUCUUCUGGCGUCAGGUGAAAGCGGAGGAAGUUACCACUUGCAAUGUGAACACUGAUCACAUUUUCUACACAAUUUAUUCCACUUUUGGAGCCUUCUAUAUUCCCACGCUGUUACUCAUAGCCCUUUACGGUAGGAUCUACGUGGAAGCCCGAAAGAGGAUCUUGAAACAGUCGUCUAAUAAUAAACCGGGGAAAAGACUCACCUCUGCCCAUUUGAUAACAAACUCGCCAGGUACAAACUCUGUGGCAUCAACAGUCUCUCUAAAUUACGGGACGAACGAAGCCUCUUCUUGUGAAGCUAAUAGCUCCCCUGCCAAUGUGAACUAUGUGAAAGUCACUGUAUCCGACGCGCUCCUGGAGAAGAAGAGGAUCUCAGCUGCCAGGGAAAGAAAGGCGACUAAAACUUUAGGGAUCAUUCUCGGAGCUUACAUCAUAUGCUGGCUACCGUUUUUCAUUUACACCUUAGUGGUUUCAGUCUGUGCGUCAUGUUUCUAUCCAGAAUUAUUUGACAUAUUUACUUGGUUGGGUUACCUUAACUCUUUAAUAAACCCCAUCAUAUACACCAUGUCCAAUGAGGAUUUCAAAAAGGCUUUCCACAAACUAAUACGCUUCAGAUAUUGCAGGUCCUGAAAAUAGGCUACCAGACAUAAAAGGCUGCCAAUACCACUACAUUUUGUUCAGCUAUGUCAAACUGCACCUCGCCAAUAAUUGCAACAUGUUAACUCUCCGUCAUCAUCAACCUGUAAACAUGUGCAGUAUUGUAUCUUGCAUGCUUUCGAAAC
Molecule: messenger RNA, 1542 nt
Organism: Oncorhynchus nerka (sockeye salmon)
Lineage: Eukaryota; Metazoa; Chordata; Actinopteri; Salmoniformes; Salmonidae
Product: 5-hydroxytryptamine receptor 1D-like
Exons: 1
Coding region: 227-1390 (387 amino acids)
Biological process (GO): G protein-coupled dopamine receptor signaling pathway; adenylate cyclase-activating adrenergic receptor signaling pathway
Cellular component (GO): plasma membrane
Molecular function (GO): G protein-coupled serotonin receptor activity; dopamine neurotransmitter receptor activity, coupled via Gs
Source: RefSeq, a predicted model, not a curated record